GCAAUGAAAUCAUGGUUCGGGUCUUUUGGCGGCGAACCCACCGAUCAGUUCUACCCAAACAUUGAUCUGCUGUGUGGGGAGUCGGUGGCGACGGAUUCUGCUAAGGACGGUGGGGAUUUGGGCUAUCGUGCUUUUCGGGAUCUGAUUACUCCUGCUGACAGGCCACAGGGUCAGAUUGACGCCCCUGCUGCUCAGCAUUUCAACGAUUUGUACAAGGCUGUUCAAUCCAGCAUGGAUUUGUACUAUGUCUAUCGUUGGAACCAGAUGCAGCUGACGCAGAAUAACAUUGAUAUUGCCGAGCUGAAGAAGCGGGCUGAGGCGGCUGAAUCUGCUUUGAAGAUUAACGAGAAGAAGUUGGAGAGUGCUUCUUCGAAUUUGGAGGCGGCGAACCGAAGGCUGGAAGAGGUUGAGCCGAAGCUGAAGGCUGAAACUGAGAGGGCAGACGGUCUGACUGAGGAGCUGACUGAUCUUAACCAGAGUUUGCCUGUGGUGAAGAAGACUGCCGCCAAGAGGGCUGUUGAUAAGCUUCUCCAGUCUGACUGGUUUAAUGAUAUUCUUACUCUGCGCCAUAACGGUGGUUGGUGCGCUGCUCAUCGGGUCGUUUGCCAUGUGAAGAAGCUGGAUGAGGAUGGGUGGCAAGAAUUUGAGGCUGGGUAUGAGGAGAAGGAGCUGUACAAGGUUGCUACCGGCUUUGAGCCUCAGGAGCUACCCGAGGCUGUGAUUUGCAAUGCCAAUCAAAAAACCUUGCCCCCCUUGCAAGUUCCAGAAGAUGCCUACUGGUCUGGUGAUGAGCAUGUCGUUUGACGGUCUUGGCAGUCAUCACCCUCCUCUUCUUGCGGAUCCUCUACUUUUCCCAGCCGGCCUCGUACAUGUUAGGGUUUUUUAGCUUAGGCGGUUGGCUUUUGACUUUUUGCCAGAUGCUGUUAGGGCACUUAUUGUUGAUGUAACAUAUCUUAGAACAUCGUUUUAUUGUAGGGGUGUCGGUUUUAAUCGACAUCUUUUGUGCCUUGUGAUCAGCUAAUCACUUCGCAAGAUUUUUUGGUGAUGGCUGUCGGUUUUUAGUGUUUUUUCUGCUGUAAUCAUGCAUUUAUAACAAGUAGUUUUUUGAUUGUAUGUUUACUUCGUUUUGUGUAUGAUACUUCCAUUUUAUUAGCAUGAACUCUUAUUUGUUGACGGCCUUUCUAUAUUUCUAUCUUGUUGAAAUGAUACACUCCGAAAUAAUUGUUAUGUUUCGAAAUGGAGUGCAUCUUGACAUCGUUUAUUUUUUCUAACACUUUUAAUUACAACAAAUUAUUAUGGGUUGCUACGCUUCGCAGUACAAGUGCCCAAACGGCAUUUAUUUUCUGUACGGCUACUAGUCACACCAUACACUUCGUUGAAUGCUACGCUUCACAAUGGAGUGCCCCUUAACGGCAUUUAUUUUCUCCAAAGCUACUAAUCACAACAACUUUAUUAUGGACUGCUACGCUUUACAGUAAAGUGCCCAGACGGCAUUUAUUUUCUUUACUGUUACUGAUCACAUCCAUACACUUCGUUGAAUGCUACGCUUCACAAUGGAGUGCCCCUUAACGGCAUUUAUUUUCUCCAAAGCUACUAAUCACAAAAAACUUUAUUAUGGACUGCUACGCUUCACAGUAAAGUGCCCAGACGGCAUUUAUUUUCUUUACUGUUACUGAUCACAUCCAUACACUUCGUUGAAUGCUACGCUUCACAAUGGAGUGCCCCUUAACGGCAUUUAUUUUCUCCAAAGCUACUAAUCACAACAACUUUAUUAUGGACUGCUACGCUUCACAGUAAAGUGCCCAGACGGCAUUUAUUUUCUUUACUGUUACUGAUCACAUCCAUACACUUCGUUGAAUGCUACGCUUCACAAUGGAGUGCCCCUUAACGGCAUUUAUUUUCUCCAAAGCUACUAAUCACAACAACUUUAUUAUGGACUGCUACGCUUCACAGUAAAGUGCCCAGACGGCAUUUAUUUUCUUUACUGUUACUGAUCACAUCCAUACAUUACCUUUGUGUGUUGAUUUGUGCCGCGUUUGUUUUUUGCUUUUUUCUUCCUUCAUUUAUGGACUGGCCGUAUUUGAGGACCGCCCUAAUUAUACAUAACAGCAAAAUGCGGACUGCUAUUGCAAUCAGUCUGCUCAUACAUGAUCAUUAUAGUUUUUCAAACAUAGUACUUUCUCAGAGUACUGGCGUUCCAGGAGUUUUUGAGCGCGGUACCAUCCAUUUGCAUUAACCGGUAUGAUCCAGGGACUAUUUCCUCCCAUAUCUGGUAUGGUCCUUCCCAAUUGGCUGUCAGCUUUCCUUGAGCAUUUCCUUUUCCUGUUGCCGCCGUUCUCCGCAGUACCAGGUCUCC
Messenger RNA from Spinacia oleracea (spinach), 2356 nucleotides. RefSeq lists its product as uncharacterized. The transcript has 2 exons. NCBI's taxonomy places the organism in Eukaryota, Viridiplantae, Streptophyta, Magnoliopsida, Caryophyllales, Amaranthaceae. Bases 4 to 804 code for a protein of 266 amino acids. The record is from RefSeq and is a predicted model, not a curated record.